Molecule: messenger RNA, 858 nt
Organism: Manduca sexta (tobacco hornworm)
Lineage: Eukaryota; Metazoa; Arthropoda; Insecta; Lepidoptera; Sphingidae
Product: cuticle protein 64-like
Exons: 3
Coding region: 411-803 (130 amino acids)
Source: RefSeq, a predicted model, not a curated record
GUGAAUUAUAGAUUAACAAUUGUGAAUAUUAUAAAAAAAUGUCACUUAAGAGUUAGAUAACUUUGGGAGGAGAGGCGGGGGCGUACAGGAAAACAUUACGGCGCAUUACAUUGGGGGGGCGGGGGGGUCAAAAAUCUUCAAAAAUUGCGUUACGUAAUACUUGAACGGCCCUUAAGUUAUUAUGGGUUUUAUUAUGUACGGUGGUCGAUAACCAAGCGGAUAAAAAUAUCUUGCCACCAUAUUAAUGUAAGUACCUCCCACCAGCGAAUAGUCUAUUCAUCAAGCGGACAGGUCCCGUAGUUUCGAGACAGGAUGCAGUUUCGCCAGCGUUCGACGGCGCGUGGCGAGCCCUCGCCAACAAUAUAUAUAAACAGACGGACACAACAACCAGCAGUCUGUGUGCUAACAACAUGAAGUGCGCGGUGGCAAUAGUUCUCGCCCUCAUCGGCAUGGUGGUCACUAACCCUGUCCCACCGUUGGGACUGGGACUUGGUCUCUCGACUCCAGUCCACUUCAGAUCGAGUAUCGUGAACCACGGCGUGUCUCUGUCGAGCGUGGCGAUCGCCCAUGCCCCAGUCAUCCGCCCCAUCAUCAGCACACCGAUUAUCACCGCGCCCAUCCACGCCCCAAUAAUCACAGCCCCCAUAAUCAAGACCCCGAUCAUAGCUGCUCCCGUGUCAGUUGGCUGGUCCGGUCUUGGACACGGAUUGGGCGGCUACGGCCUUGGCGGCUACGGUCUUAGCGGCCACGGUCUUGGCGGAUACGGAUUGGGCGGCUACGGCUACGGCAAAGGCUGGCAUUGAAUUGUUCACGAUAACAUAAUCCAUUUCUUCUGUAAUAAAUAUUUUAUGCGCUGUU